CCCCUUCUUUGAGCACAAUGGUCCACUCCACCCAGAGGCCACGCCCACUGUUUUCGCCCCACUGCGAGUGGAGGAUGGAUCUGUUAUUGUUUAUGUGUCUGAGAGUUUGGGAGAGUUGGGGGAGUGUGCGGAGCCCAAAAAUAGCCCAAAUAUCGAUAAUAAUCUCCAAACAAUUCGCUAAACAUCUCCUCCAAACACUCACUCGAUCCGUUCAGAGGCGCUACGUUAUGAAAAGUUGGCCCUGCGCCAUUAAACAUGUGUUUAAAGAGGGAAUGAACUCAUGGAGCUCCGCAACGGGAUCCACAGGGAAGUGAGGACCGUGCAGCAGCAGCAGCAGCAGCAGCAGCGGCGGGGCUGCAAGCGAGCGCGGCCGGCCGAGAAUCCGCCCAAAGCCGGCGUGUGCAAAGUGCUGAGGCCGCUGCUUCUGGAGGACAAUGAUGGAGAGGCUGUGCGAGCGGAGGACGGCGGCGGCUGUUUCUCCUUUUUUAAGAGCGCGAAACCUGGACACUUUGGGGUUCCUCCAGCGGCGCCCAGGUACAGCCUGCUGCGGGAGGUGGGUCGGGGGAGCUACGGCGUGGUGUACGAGGCCGUAGCCCGCAGGUCUGGAGCUCGAGUGGCGGUUAAAAAACUGCGCUGCGACGCUCCGGAGAAAGUGGAGCUCGCCCUGGCCGAGUUCUGGGCCCUGGCCAGCCUGGAGAAGAAGCACGAGAACGUGGUGCAGCUGGAGGAGUGUGUGCUGGAGAGGAACGGCAUGGCACAGAAAAUGAGCCACGGAAACAAACGGUCCAAGCAGUAUUUACGUUUAGUGGAGACUUCGCUGAAAGGUGAGCGCAUUCUGGGUUAUCCAGAGGAGCCAUGUUACCUCUGGUUCGUCAUGGAGUUCUGUGAAGGUGGUGACCUGAACCAGUACAUCCUGUCUCGACGGCCUGACCCAAAAACCAAUCGGAGCUUCAUGAAGCAGCUCACCAGUGCUGUGGCCUUCCUCCAUAAGAACAACAUUGUCCACCGUGACCUCAAACCAGACAACAUCCUCAUCUCGCAGAAAUCUGGCUCGCCCGUCAUCAAAGUGGCUGACUUUGGCCUUAGCAAGGUAUGUGCUGGCCUGGGCUGUGAGGCGCAAGUGGGUGAAGACCAGGUCAACAAAAACGUCAAUGUAAACAAGUUCUGGUUGUCGUCGGCCUGUGGCUCAGACUUCUAUAUGGCUCCUGAAGUGUGGGAGGGACACUACACGGCCAAAGCUGACAUUUUUGCACUUGGUAUCAUUAUCUGGGCCAUGAUAGAGAGGAUCACAUUUAUUGAUGCCGAAUCGAAACGUGAGCUUCUUGGCACGUACGUCAGGCAAGGCAGCGAGAUCGUCCCCGUCGGGGAAGCACUGCUAGAGAACCCCAAGAUGGUGCUCAGCAUCCCACAGAAGCCACGGAGCCCCAUGUCGGAUGAGAUUAGAAAGCUCCUGCAGGACAUGCUGGCUGUAAACCCGCAGGACCGACCGGAUGCCUUCCAGCUUGAGUUCAGAAUGGACCAAGUCACGUGUGCUGCGUGAAACCAGCCAAAUGAUCUCUCAGAUGAAAUUCCGGUUUGGGAACCAGCUCGAGCUUCCGGUCACUCAGCAGAACGGAGAGCAGAAAGAGACUGUAAGAAUCACGGAACUGUGAAGCCUGCUUUGUGAUUGCUUCUGUUGGACUUAAAAGCCAAGAAAAAACUUAGACUCAAGUCUAUUCAGGUCGGAUCUCGUGGAAAAAUGCUAUGCAGUCGACUUUUGUAACAGUUUCUCUUUUCUACUCGUCAUUUGGAAUCGUCACCCUCGGUCACUCAGAACUUCAGGUCCUGCAGACAUGAAUUUUCUAGUCUCUGUUUUAGACAUUUAGUAAGCUGACCCUCUCUUUGUAUUUUUUCUUUUUUUGUAUUCAAGUCUUAUCUACACUGUUGUAAUAGAUUAAAACACAGAUUUUAAUUUUGUUUUAUAGAAAUAUUGCGUUGUUGUAGAUUUACAAUGUUUUUCUUUUUCUUUUUUUUUUUGGGGACCAGAGAGAGUAAGAGACAUGUUGCACUUUUGUACCCCAACAUAUCACCUCUUCACUUCUCCCAGUCUUUAUCCAAAAAACCUGUCAUCCAGCCAGUAUACCUGUAACCUAGGGCUGAGCAAUAUGUGGUAAAAAUAUUAUAUUACAAUAUUUAAAAACAUUUUCAUGAUACAACAGUACACACUAUUUAUCACAGACAAAAUGCAUCAGCAGUGUCAGAUUCUUAAAAACUGCUAUUCAAAUAUUCUUUAAUAUAAAACACAAAAAAUUCUUUUUUUGCUGCCUAUCAUCCAUUCUUAAUAGAUAAAAAAGCAAAUUGGCAAUAUGAUGAGGAAAUUGCCACAAUAUAAUAAAAUAUCAUCAUAUUGCACAGCCCUAAUGUAACCUCUAAGUUUUUAAUAAGUACCAAAUUCUGGAACGCCAUAAACUACUCCAGAAAUGGUAGAAGAGGGAGCAAUGGAUCAAUAGUCAUUAUAUUAAUAGUUAAACUGUGAAUGAAUAUGAAUAAUGUGAACGAGUUGGGUACACUUAGGCCCGGUCUCUCUCUCCUCAGAGUCCCAUUUCAGAAACUUAUUCCUGUGCCUUAUUUUUUCUCUUUUAAAGGAAUGAGAGACAAAUAUUUCAAUUUCUAUAAUAUUUAGUUUUUUUCUAACCAUAUUAGUUAUCUAUUCAGUUCUGCUUACGCACAAAAAGGGGAUUACUUAAAAAUGUACUUAAAAAUACAUACUUACAUAUUUAAGUAUUUUUUUUUAAAACAGACACAAAAGGAAAGAUGCUGAUAUAGGAUUUAGUUGUUGCCAUAUUUAGGCAAAACUUAUAUUACAAAGCUUACAAAACUGAGGACCUGCCGUUUGGCUACCUUGUUAUACUUUCUGUUGGACCUGCAUUAACUGACAUAAAGGGCAAAAAAGCAGGCAUUCUAGCAUGCAGUCUUGUGCAAAAGUUUGGACACUUAUGAUCGAAUGAUAUUGAGAAAAAAAUAUUACGUAGAAAAAUGUUAACUUUUUUCCAAUUAGACAGCAUUAUUCUUUUUAUCUGUUAAAUUUAACAUAUUGCAACAAAAUAAAACAUGAAAAUAUAUAUACUAUUAUUUGAAUAUGUUGAUGUGCAUGUUUUGUAUACGAUUUUUUUAAUUUGUCCAAGUCUUUUGCAUAAGACUGUUUCUAUAAGUAUAACAUUUCUAUAUAUGUUCACCCUGUGAGAAGCAAGGUGCAAGAUAUACAAAGGGAUCUUUAAGAACAGACAAGGUUUAUUUAACAGUUAAUUUUUUAUCUGUUACUUUCACAAGUCAAUCCUUGACAUUAUGUCAUUCUCUUUCGUUUCGUAAAACACGCACAAUUAAAAAAUGUUUUAAAUAUCUUUGCAAGUGAAACUGAAACAGGACAGUGUAAGGGAUGUGACAGCUGAAAGCUGUGAGGGAAUUUUAGGGAAUUGUAGAAUUUUGAUAUUCUGAAAGAAUGUUAAAUGGGACAGUUUGUAUUAAUGGGAAAUGCAGCCCCAUUAUUACAAUUUAUGUUCUAUUCUCAAAACUCCAACAAUAUGAAACACUACCACUCUGAAUGUGCCAGAUCAUUAAUAUAUUGUAUAUUACUAUACAUUGUAGAUUUUGUCGUUAUUGUUUUAAUCCAAAGCUUUUUCACAGAAAAAGUUGUGGAUUUUGGUCGUUUAUUAAGAUUACAUUUAAGUUUUUCUUUUCUAAAAUAUAUUAGGAAAUUGUUGCUUUUCAGUUUUAUAAACCAUAUUGAGAUUGUUUGAGAUUUUUGUUUUAUCUCACAGUAUCAUUUUGUGAACUUUUGUCUUUUAGUGUUGUCUGGUUUACUUAUCCGAUGAUUCUACCUCAUUUUUCCACAAUAUUGUAUAUGUACGAUACCUGUUCUUUCAUGCAUUCUUUCUUCCGUAAUGUGUUGUCCAUAUUAAAUAAUCUCAGUGCAACUGUGCAUUUUAACUUUAUCUCACAAAGUCUUCAGGUUUAGUUUAUCUAGAGGUUUGGAACUGCAAUAAAGUCGGUUGCUUGGCUGUAACUUUGCAAUUACCAAAAAAAAAAAAAAAAAAACACCUUGCACUCAUCAAGCUAGCUUUCAUCCUUUUGAUACACACACACAAAGUUUACACUUUGGCCACUGCUGCCCACCUCCUGGCCUGCUACUGCCACUUCCACUAGCACUGUGCUUCUCAGAGAGCCACAGAUAAACACAAUCCCUUAUGCCUUCCACCACCAUGCACCUGCUAAUGCAUCACUAGCUGGAGCCCAAAACACACCCUCACCCAUCACAAAAGCCAUCAGAUAUCAUCUCAAUCCAGGACCAAACUUCCUACUGUUACUGUAUAGAUAGUUUGCCGGUCAAACACAUAGAUUAUAUAUUUUCCCUAAGCUUUAUAUGAACCGUAGCUAAAACAGUGAGGAAAUAUGCAACACAGAAAUGAAACUCAAUAUGUCGGCUCAUGUUAACUGCCAGGAACAGGGAACUUGGCUUGUGUCUCUUCUACUCUGUGAAACAGUUACCCUGUGAAUCUCUAUCUGGACCUCUAGACCUUUACAUAGGAACCAGAAUUGUCUUGCCUAGCUUUGUCUGGCACACGUACAUUUUAAAAAAGACGAUGUUUGUCAUGUCAGUACAGUAUGCUGUUUUUGGUAAUGAAGCUAUGACCCACUCGUAGCAUCUGUUUUUCUGUAAAUGAUCUUGUUCUUUUUUUAUAAAUUAAUAAAUAAAUAAUUGUUGUGCUUGA
This is a messenger RNA of Astyanax mexicanus (Mexican tetra), 4748 nucleotides long. It is a transcript of the gene stk35, whose product is annotated as serine/threonine kinase 35. Gene Ontology annotation, cellular component: autophagosome; cytoplasm. The record is from RefSeq and is a predicted model, not a curated record. The transcript is spliced from 3 exons. Gene Ontology annotation, biological process: peptidyl-serine phosphorylation; autophagosome organization; axon extension. NCBI's taxonomy places the organism in Eukaryota, Metazoa, Chordata, Actinopteri, Characiformes, Acestrorhamphidae. Bases 281 to 1540 code for a protein of 419 amino acids. Gene Ontology annotation, molecular function: ATP binding; protein serine/threonine kinase activity.